CGAUGGCUUCGACACAUCUCCCGAGUGGCAGAAGCCAGCCACGAGUGCUAGUAGGUGGAUUUGGUGUCAGUCCUUUGCCACUUCCAUGUGUUGCAACUUGUACCUGCAUCUGUCUCCUUGUGCUCGGCUUUCGGACCUCUCCAUGCUCUAUAUGAACACACAGAGGGAGAGAGUAACUCAUCGUCGGAGGCAGAAAUGGAGGCGGCUUCCGAGGGGGAGUCUCGAGCCAUUGCUUUCGGUGAACAGCAGGAGGCUCUCGUGGUGAGGUCAUGGAAUGCGAUGAGGAAGGACGUAGCUGAUGUUGCACUGAAGUUUUUCUUGAGGGUCUUCGAGAUCGCACCUUCAGCUGCUCGACUCUUCUCCUUCCUGCGCGACUCCAACGUGCCGCUCGACAAGAACCCAAACCUCAAAUCCCAUGCCAUGUCUGUGUUCACCAUGGUAUAUCUUCUUCCUUCCUUCCCUUCCUUCCUUCCUUCCCCCAUUCAAUGCCAUGUUCGGUUGCAGGUGUGCGAGUCUGCGACACAGCUGAGGAAGAAAGGCAAGGUUUCGGUGAGAGAGACGACGUCGAAGAAGUUGGCGGGCACUCAUAUCAAGGCUGGCGUCAUCGAUAAACAUUUCGAGGUGGUGAGGUUUGCGUUGUUGGAUACCAUAAAGCACGCAGUUCCGGAGAUGUGGUGCCCUGAAAUGAGUGCUGCCUGGGGAGAAGCCUACGACCACUUGGCUGCAGCUUUAAAGGAAGAGAUGAGGCUUCUCACUUCUUCUUCGUAAGAAGUGGUAGCUUUGUGCAUCCUCUGAUGAAUAAAAUGAUAUCUUAUAUAUAGGGUUUGAAUACAGUCUAAUAGAAGAAGAAGAAGAAGAAGAAGAAGAAUACCACUUCGGUAAGCUUUGGAAACUGAGUGUGUAACCAGAGAUUAAUAAUG
Molecule: messenger RNA, 920 nt
Organism: Musa acuminata AAA Group (dessert banana)
Lineage: Eukaryota; Viridiplantae; Streptophyta; Magnoliopsida; Zingiberales; Musaceae
Product: hemoglobin-2-like
Exons: 3
Coding region: 196-768 (190 amino acids)
Molecular function (GO): heme binding; oxygen binding
Source: RefSeq, a predicted model, not a curated record